AUGGCAAGUAAGACAUUGACUCUUACUGAAUUUGUGUGUCGCUAUGAACAAAAUGUUGAGAAGAUGCGUGAGGUAGAGGUGAUUGAUAAUUUUAAUUGUGCUAAUGGAAAACCUCGUAUUGCAUCUCGUGGUAGUGGAAUUUUGAAACAUGCAUGUAAAGUGUAUACACACAAAAUAUUUGCAAUGUUUCAAGAUGAGUUUUUUCAAACAAUAUCAUUAAUGGUUGUUGAAUGCAUUUCUAAUGGGACAUUGGAAAUGUAUGAGAUGCGAAUGGAGGAUGGUACUCGAGAGUACUAUGUGAACUUCAACUCAUCUAAUUGUUCAAUCUCAUGUAGUUGUAAACGGUUCGAGGCAUUGGGAUUGUUAUGUCGUCAUGCUUUAAGAGUGUUCAAUUUGAAUAAUGUGAAGAAAAUUCUUGAAAAGUAUAUUUUGGAGAGAUGGACAAAAGAUGCAAAACAGGGUUGUGUAGGGGAGAGGCAUUCUAAAUUAGUAGAAGAUAAUAGUGGUAAUUCAGCUAAAACAUUGCAACUUAAUAGGUUAAUACGCAAAGCGUUUGCGCUCAUGAAUUUAUGUUCUAAUUCUGAUGCCAUAAGUGAGAUUGUAGAUAGGAUCAUGGAUAGUACUUUUGAACAAAUUAAAAAACAUAAUGCAUCUGUAAGUGGUGGAGAUACAUGUGAAGAUGAUGGACAUGCAACUUUAGCAAUUUUUGAUAUUUUGAUUAAGGAUCCUCCUCGGCUAAGAAAGAAAGGACAGACAUAUGGUAGAAUGAAGGGGGUUUUGGAGAGGAAAAAAAGAAAAGUUGAAAAGCCAUAUGUUGUAGGACCUUCAAGGUUUUCUGUGCCAACAACAAAUGUUCCAAUUGUCCAGGAGCAUGAGUUCCUCCAUGAUUCUGCCAAUCAACUUUCACCAAUGGGAUUUCUUUGUUCUUCAAUCUCUUGA
Molecule: messenger RNA, 939 nt
Organism: Camellia sinensis
Lineage: Eukaryota; Viridiplantae; Streptophyta; Magnoliopsida; Ericales; Theaceae
Source: RefSeq, a predicted model, not a curated record